Messenger RNA from Penaeus monodon (black tiger shrimp), 438 nucleotides. RefSeq names its product cuticle protein 19.8-like. The record is from RefSeq and is a predicted model, not a curated record. The transcript has 5 exons. The annotation marks the transcript as partial. Lineage: Eukaryota; Metazoa; Arthropoda; Malacostraca; Decapoda; Penaeidae. Gene Ontology annotation, cellular component: extracellular matrix.
AUGGCUUUGAUGGUUAUUGCCCUGGCGUCCUUGCUGGUAGUCGCAAGUGCAAAGCCAGAACUUUCUCAAAGCUAUCAGGCUCCAGGAUCUUCCUUUGGUGGUUCUGCAGGAGCCGCCAGUUUUCCUCCGACCUGCUGCAAGAGUCGUCCCCAGUAUAGUUUUAACUAUGCCGUCAACGAUGCCUUUGGUAACGAUUUCGGCCACCAAGAGGGGCGCGACGGAUACAAACAUCAGGGAUCCUACUACGUGCAGCUUCCCGACGGUCGUCUGCAAAGAGUCACGUACACUGUCACGGCAACCAAGGAUACGUGGCCCAGUGACAUACGAGGGUGUGGCUCAGCUAUCGCCCUGGCUAGGCCUUCCUCAGAGCUAUCAGGCCCCAGGGUCUUCCUUCUACGGGUCUGGGGCCAGAUGCAUGAGCAGCUAAACAUGUCCCAG